Letharia lupina is the source of this 1125-nucleotide messenger RNA. RefSeq lists its product as uncharacterized. The transcript has 3 exons. Bases 1 to 1125 code for a protein of 374 amino acids. Lineage: Eukaryota; Fungi; Ascomycota; Lecanoromycetes; Lecanorales; Parmeliaceae. The record is from RefSeq and is a predicted model, not a curated record.
AUGUCAGACCGACUAGCCCCUAAGCCCACGGCAGUAGUUGGGCCUUCAAGUGGAGCAUCAGUACCAACUACAACUCUGAGCAGUGACGAUAUGCCAGUGUUUGGUGGAUCGAAAAUGUCCAUCCCCAUAUUCAUUAUCGCCUUCGCCAGCUACAAUUUUUUCGAGUUUCGUGGGAGAUCGUUAAAUCGAGAAGAAGUCCUAGGCAUAGUAUGCGUCUGUUACGGCAGACGCGAACCCCCGGACAACAAUUACUCGCUGUACAAGAGAAUAGAGAACCCGGAUCAGAGCUUGAACAAAAAACUCGACGAGUUGACGGACUCGAAUAAAGACUACUUGAGGAAGCAGGUUUCUGAUCUGUUUCAAACUUAUCUAGAGAGGAAUCCGGUAGCCAGAUUUGGAGCUGACGAACUGGAUGGAUUCCAAGGGAGGAUGACAUCUUUGCCAUGGGGUCACAAGGAUUGGGCCCAAUCCAAACCGGGGUUGAACCUUCAAACCUUACGGGAUGAACAGCUCUACCUUAUUCACGCCAUCAUGCAUUGCUGUGUAGACGCUGGAGAUAACCGAAUUACCGAAUUCGACACUGCGCAAAUAGUCUGUCGACAUUACGAUUAUGAUACUUCGCCGGCCAUCAUAGCCAAAAGCUCCGUCUUCAAGAAUUUGGCAAACCCGGAACACAAGCUCUGCCAGAUGGUGGCUCAUUUCAUAAAUGAGCGUAGGCAUAAAACGUUUUUCGAAGCCAAAGCUCAUUUUCUGUAUGACAAGUAUUCCAGAAUAGGAGUCUUGCGAUUUCGAACCAUCAUAGAGGGCGAAAUUCCUUCAAACGCUGUUCCAGCAGCAACCCGAGAAUUGGCAAAAUUAUCAGUGGGAGUCACCGCAGGUCCAAGCCAGGCCAGAGCGCCAGAUACACCCCAGCGCACCCAGGAUCUAUUUAGUCAAUAUACUCACCUAAACUCGCCUGAAAUUCAAUCCCCAGAAGCUUCGUCACCUCCCGAUGAAAGCACCAGCCACGAAGCAACCGGGAAAGGCAAGGGGAGGUCGCUAGAGUCUAGUUCUAGCCCAUCAGGGGAAGAAGUGUCUGGGAAAGGGAAAGGGAAGGGAAAGGUUGCGAAAAAACCUAGGAAGUGA